Trichoderma virens Gv29-8 is the source of this 816-nucleotide messenger RNA. RefSeq lists its product as uncharacterized. The transcript has 3 exons. The record is from RefSeq and is a predicted model, not a curated record. Lineage: Eukaryota; Fungi; Ascomycota; Sordariomycetes; Hypocreales; Hypocreaceae. The coding region runs from base 1 to 816 and encodes 271 amino acids.
AUGGCUACUGACGAGCAACAAGCCAAAGUCACCCUCCACUGGCUCAACCAAUCUCGCUCCCAAAGCCUACUCUGGCUCCUCCAAGAGCUCAAGAUCGAAUUCGACAUCAAACUGUACCACCGCAACAAGGAAACUUUUCUCGCACCCCCAGAGCUCGAACAAGUGCAUCCCCUAGGAAAAUCCCCCGUCGUUGUCAUCACGCCUCCUGGUGAAGGCGCUCAGCCAAUUGUCCUUGCGGAGAGCGGCCACCUGGCGCAGUAUCUUUGCGAGCAUUUCCCAGAGGGCCGCCGACUGGUGCCGCAGAAAUGGAAGGACGGCAUGGAGGGAAAGAUUGGUGGAGAGACCGAGGCCUGGUUGCGCAACCAGUACUUUUUGCACUAUAGCGAGGGUAGUCUAAUGCCGUAUCUGGUGCUCUCCUUGGUGAUUGGAAGGCUCAGACAACCCCCAAUCCCCUUCUACAUCCGCCCCCUCACCACCGCCGUGGCCAACCGCAUCUUCGCAAGCUACAUCUUCCCCAACGUUCGCAGGCACAUCAAGUUCCUCGAACAACAGCUCCAAACCUCUGGCGGCCGCUACAUCUGCUGCGACCACCUCACGCCCGCUGAUAUCAUCCUCAGCUUCCCGCUCCUCUCGGCCCGGAACGGCCUGGAUUCCAUGGGCGACUGGGAGGGCGGCUCAUGGAAAGUAGAGUGCCCGCGCGUGGCGGAGUAUAUACAGCAGCUGGAGAACGAAGAAGGCUACAAGAUGAGUUCGGAUACGAUCGCGAAGCUCGAUAAUUCGGUUGACGAGUCGGCGCUGUUCCGCAGUAAGGUCUAG